ACUUACUUCAACUUUUAAUAGACUUCCGAGUUCCAAGAAUUAUAAUAAAUUUGAAUUAAACAUUAAUCAAAUUAAAAAAAAAUUUAAUUAAUUUUAAAUUGUGUUAAAAAUAAACGUAUAAUUAAAAUGCAAGAUCCUAAAAUCAAACCAAAGAGGAUGAUAAACAUCGAAGCCGAUUGCGUUAAAACAGUCAAUAUGUACAUGCAAGUUAAAGCCGAGUCUAAUGAUUUUAUAAAAAAAUUUCCAGAAUGGGAUAUGUUACCGAAGUCGCUUGACAACGAACUAAUAAUAGCUAUUCGUGAGCGAGAUGCCGCAAGAACUCGACUAGAAAUUAAACGCAAAGAAAAAAAAGUGUUUGAUCGAGAUAUUAAAGAAAAGUGGAAAGAUCUGGAUCAGAAACUUAAACAUCUGCGAGAAGAAGAGUUGAGAUACGAACAGUUUUCUUCGGAAAAUGAAUCGAAAUGCGAAAUUCUCAUAAGGAAGACAAACGAAGACAAUGAAGAAACGAAACGUUAUGAACAGCAAACCGUUCCGAUGCAGCAAUCAAUUUUAAAGCUUGAAGAGGCUGCUGAAGGGAUGCAACGCAGCGUGGACGAGUUGAAGCCGUUUGAAGAUUUCCUUGAAAAAGUAGUGGUAGAGUCAAAAGAGUUUAAAAACAUAGAUGACGUUAUAAAGAGAUACGAAAAUUUGACCAACAUACGGAAGGAACUGGCACAAAAACAUGAAAAAAAGACUGCGGAUUUAAAACGGUUGACGACAGAUGUGUUCAGACGUUCAAAGGAAAAGAGUGAAGAAGCAGAACACGUUUCUGUCGAAAUGGCUGAUGUCAUCGAAUCAUUGGGAAAACUGAAAGACGAGAUGAUCAAAACCGACUUGGCUUAUCGCAAGAUAGAGAAUGUGGCCAAAGAAAAGAAAAUCGAGGGUGACUUGGUGGCUGCCUCUGUGUGGAAUAUUUAUAAGCAAAUGUGUCGGCGUGUAAAAAAAUCUGUGCCCAACAAAAUACCUGAUAUAGAAACUCAAUUGGCGUUUAUUGCGGAGGAAUACGAACAGUUGACCAAAGUAUUGAAUAUGGCUGAAAAAAUUAAAGAAAAAAGCAACAAAAGGGAGAUUCUGAGAAACUAAAACUUGUGCUUGGCUUUUGACAACAUCUGACACUUUUGUUUCUAUCAGAUCAACGUAGAAAGUCAUGUUAUACACGUUCGCCCGAAUGUCGUCUCCUGAAAUAUAUUUGGUAUAAAAUUAGAAUAAUAUCAUAUAACAUAGUUGAUAUUAUAAUAUUGUUUUAAAAAUAUCAUCGAUCAGAUUUAUUCAUAAUGUUGGUAAGAAUUAAAUUCACAUAUGCACCAUUUUAAGUAAUUAUCUACUUGACAUAACUAUAGGUAUAUAUAAAUUAUACAUUAUGAUUAAAUACUAUAACAUAGUCAUGACUCUUGAAUAAUUAAAAUAAGUUAGUAUAAUUCGCAAAUUUAUUUUUAAAAUAUGUGUCAUAAUAUUAUUUAAUGUAUAAUCAUUAAUCUCC
Rhopalosiphum padi (bird cherry-oat aphid) is the source of this 1519-nucleotide messenger RNA. Its product is annotated as coiled-coil domain-containing protein 42 homolog. The coding region runs from base 127 to 1122 and encodes 331 amino acids. The record is from RefSeq and is a predicted model, not a curated record. The transcript is spliced from 7 exons. Lineage: Eukaryota; Metazoa; Arthropoda; Insecta; Hemiptera; Aphididae.